AUGACCUAGAGAAUAACCUGGGGCUCUGGGGAAGGAUCUGCUCACCCGCCGAAGAUCUUAAGCUCUCUCUCUAACCGUGGUCAGUGCCACCUUACCAACAGCAUCGUAUGUAAAUCAGAUGUUGCACCGAAGCACCGAAAAGUUGGGCAGAUUGGGAACAUAGUCCUUUCCACAUGCCCCUAUUGUGGGUUAGUGAGACAGUCUUCAUCCUGUCGAGGACCUGCCGACGACCCCAGCUUCCCCACUGAGAUCCCUGAUGAGAUGGCUGGUGAUCGGUAUAACAUUAUCCGAAGAAUCUAAAAUCCCUGAUCAUUGGCAGGAUUAUCCACCAAAGAUCUUUGGGAAUUUGAUACCACCAAUUAUGUGUAAUGUUGACGCCCACACAUCGUCUAUUGGCGAAAUCUUGGCAAAUGUGAAGCAAUAUGCUACUCACUGCUCAAUAACACGAUGGUGGCAGAGAUAGAAGAGUUGUAGGCCAGUUCCUCUACCAAAUGCCUGCACAAGCGUACGGAUUCAAAUCUAACGACAUCCAUGACAAGAUAAAGCUUUUGAUCGAUGGCUUGGUCAAUAUCAAAGACAAGUCAGGAGAAUUCCUGAUGACGCUAGCAGACGGCCGCGUCAUUGAUACGAAGGGAUGGAAUGACUGGGAAUGGACACACGGCAUCGGGUUAAAUGGCAUCUGGGCGUAUUAUUCCCUUACAGGAGAUGAAAAGUACUUGAAAAUAAUCGAGGAUUGGUUCAAAAGUCGGGUUGACGCAGGAGGUACAACGAAGAAUAUCAACACAAUGGCAGUGUUUCUGACAUUGGCCUACGUGUAUGAGAAGACGGGUAACAUCACCUACUUGCCCUGGCUAGACAGCUGGGCAGAAUGGGCAUAUCAUGACCUAGAACGCACCAAAUACGGCGGUAUGCAACACAUCACUUAUCUCGAGGAGAAUGACCAGCAGUUAUGGGAUGAUACCCUCAUGAUGACCGUCAUGCCGCUAGCCAAGAUUGGCAAGCUCCUCAAUAGGCCGCACUACGUCGAGGAGGCGAAGCGACAGUUCCUGAUUCACAUCAAGUAUCUAUUUGACGUGAAGACUGGCCUCUUUUUCCACGGUUGGACGUUCCACGAAGGUGGCCAUAACUUUGCGGACGCAAGAUGGGCACGAGGUAAUGCCUGGCUGACGAUCGUGAUCCCAGACUUUCUCGAAUUGCUGGACUUACCGUCAAAUGACCCUAUCCGCAUACAUCUCAUCGACACGUUAAACGCUCAAUGCGAGGCACUGAAGAAUCUGCAGACAAAGACUGGCCUGUGGCGCACGCUUCUGGAUCAUCCUGAGGAGGAGGGUUCCUAUGUUGAAGCGAGCGCGACAGCGGGUUUUGCUUUUGGGAUUCUGAAGGCGCAACGGAAGAAGUACAUUGGAAAAGAAUACGAGAAGAUAGCGCUGAAGGCCAUACAAGGUGUCUUGAGUAACAUUGACCAGGAUGGUGAACUAUUGAAGACGUCUUUCGGUACGGGGAUGGGCCAUGAUUUGCAGCAUUACAAGGACAUUCCAAUCACAAGCAUGCCGUAUGGGCAAGCAAUGGCUAUAAUGGCUUUGGUCGAGUUCUUACGGGUAUUCAUAUGAUGGCAGACACUGAUUUGAGCGCAUCGCUGGUUUCAUCGACGCCACAAUAUCCCGAUCUGACAAGUCGCCUGCCGGAAUAUCAGAAGGGCUCUCUUACCAUUAAGAGCUGGUCGAGUCGAAAGUCUGAUUGGCCUGAUACGAAUGUGCUAGUUUUCUCAUAUUCAGCCCUCACCCUCUAAGAUUGCAGACGGUCGAACGGGAUUAGAUAUAUCACCACAGUCCCCAAUCGAGGCAUCCUAUAAUAUUAGACUCAAAGGUCGUCAAAACUGCAUCGUUUGUGACCUGGUAUAUUGGCAGGGCUUAGACAACCUUAGCCGGUCCUCGGCACGCGAUCCCCAACCCCACGAUUGAGAGAUCAAUUAAGUAAUCAUCUUGAU
Messenger RNA from Xylaria bambusicola, 1987 nucleotides. Its product is annotated as glycoside hydrolase family 105 protein. Gene Ontology annotation, biological process: carbohydrate metabolic process. The transcript has 4 exons. Lineage: Eukaryota; Fungi; Ascomycota; Sordariomycetes; Xylariales; Xylariaceae. Bases 492 to 1610 code for a protein of 372 amino acids. The record is from RefSeq and is a predicted model, not a curated record.